AUUACUAUAGUGUUUCCCUGCAGACUGCGUAGUUUAGGAGGCUUACUUUAGUUUUUUGGGCCCUUAAGAGGAUAAAAGAAGUAUUGAUAUGUUUAGAGGAUUGAACAGUGAAAUUAGCGAAAUGCUUCCUUCCUCUCAUAAUUUGAGGAAAUCAAAAAAAACUGUGGAAUUUGAGAACGUAGUUGCCACCAUCAAUAAAGGUUAUAAAGAACUUGUUAUAUUGAGAGGUUUACCAGGAUCAGGAAAGAGUUUUUUAGCCAGAAAAAUAUUGGAGUCUACUAUUGGCUUUGAUACCAACUAUAAACUACAUGUUUUUAGUACCGAUGAUUAUUUUUGUCAAAACAGUAGUGGAGAAUUUACGUAUGAUGUUAAACAACUCGAUAAUGCUCAUAAAUGGAAUCAGAGUAGAGUAUUUCAAGCUGUGAGCAGAGGUUUUAGCCCUGUGAUAAUUGACAAUACAAACACUCAGAUAUGGGAGAUGAAACCAUAUGUAAUCAUGGCCUCUGACUUUGGAUACCAAGUGGACAUUCUGGAACCGGAUACUCAUUGGUGUUUCGAUUAUAAAGAGUUGUCUAAACGGAAUGCUCAUGGUGUAGGUAAAGCUAAAAUACAAGAUAUGCUUGCCCGUUACGAAAGAAAUGUAACUCCUCAAAAACUCUUGAGUUUUUGUAAGGUUGCUUACACAGCUCAAAAGCAACCUCAGCUGAGGUUAUAUCCUCCUACUCACAUAAAUGUAAGUGCAUCAAAGGCUGAAUCUAGAAGUUGUGUCAACAGUCUUAUGACUUCACAAGAUUUGCAACAGAAAUCAAAUUAUGAGUCUAAACAUACUGGAAAAGAAAUUAAUGUGACAAAUGGGCCUCAAAGACAUAUUAAAAACGAAAUAACCCAUUCGUUGGUGAAUGGAUAUGAGGAAAUCAUGGAGCUUAGCAGUGACGAUGAUAAUGAAUUGCAAGAUGAAGCAGCAAAAGAAAUUCCAGAUGUUGAAACUCUAUGGGGCAUUAGUCAUGAUGUUUUAAGAUCCUGGGAUAUCGUUACUCCAAUUGAAGAUUGUUUUACCAAUUGUCAAGCCACAGAGUUAGUUGCUGUCAAUGAUGUGGUAGAAAAGAGAGAUGCCUGUUUUGGCACUGAGGACGAAUACUUUCGUGUUUUGCAAAGAAGCGAAUCAAUUUCAAAUUAUGGCGAUUUGAAAAUUUUGCAAACCUUCAAUCGCAAUAUCAAUAUUUCGGUACCGAAUAAAUCUCUACAUGUAUCAAAACUAUCUACACUUGACAAAAGCUGCAUGACUGAUGAUCUUUAUGAAGACUAUGAAAAUCAUAUAUCACAACUAAUUAAUUUGUUUCCUUCUGUACCAAAGCCACAUCUGUCAUACUGGUAUAACAAAUGUAAAGGGGAUCUGGAGUGGACAAUAGAAUUUCUAUUAGAAGCUAAAGAAGAAAUAUCAUCCCUAAUUGACAGUGAUUUUCUUGAACCGCAAAAAAAUAUUAGCCAGCCCGAUUCAAAUAGCAGCAUACUUUCUGACGAUAAAGUGGAAUCUUCUACUGCCGAACGAAAUGAGAAGGUUAAAAAAUCAUUCGUAGAAAAUAGUGACUUGAAAAGAUUAAUUGAAAGUAAGAUUGAUAUUGGUGAAGACCAUUAUUCAAAACAUUUAUUGAGAAUUAAAAAAUCAAAGUUUUCUGACCAGUUGUCUGCAGGAAGUAGUAAAAUGGCAGUUGAUCCGAACCUACCUUCGACUUCUGCUCAGUUAAAUGAAAUAUCUGAAACAACUGAUGACAUAAUUGUAAUAGAUUCUGACAUGGAAAUUGAUGAAUUGGAUAUCGAUGAUCAAGUUGAUGAUUCAGGAAAUAAAUGCAUUCCGUUCGAGGAAACAAUCGAAAUAAAUCUUGGGGACCAUCUCGUUAACCAAUUGGAGAAUACAUUUGGAAAUCUAGAACUUCAAUAUCCUAGGGGAUUGCAACCAGUCGUUCAGGUGCCAAUUACUUUGGCAAGGCAACUCUACACAUUUUAUAUAGAGAGUGUAUAUCAGCAAAUGGAGAAUCAGAUGCAAAUUAUGAAUACACUUACUCAAGAAGAUGAAGAAUUUGCAAGAAAACUACAAGCAAAAGAAAAUGAAGAAAUGCAGACCACCAAAACACCACCUGUUCCAAAUCUAAAAGAAAUUAUGACUGAUCAACAAAUUGCAGAAUCCUCAGCUAAAAAAGAAGCAGACAAUUGGAAGAAACUCAAUCCAGAUAAUUUAGCUGCAAAAUUAACAAGACAGAAGUUAUUUAGAAUAUUCCCCAAAGUUCCCCAAGAAACGCUAGUCGAGAUUUUGUAUGCUCAUGAUAAUAAAUAUCAAGAUACUAUAGAAACUUUGAUAGCAUCAACAGGCCCAGAUAAUAUCAAAGGUAAUUUAGAGGCCAUUAAAGAGCCACCCAUAAAUGAUGAUGUUUUAGAAGAAAUGAAAGAGGCACAAAGAAGUAAUCAUACUGAGGAAUAUGGAGAGGUUCGCGAAGCUACAUUUUACCGGGAAGAGGCCAGCAAAUAUCUGAAAAAACGAGCGGAUUUAUAUCAAAAAGCCCAGCAAUACUACCAAAGAGGAAUGACAGAAGUGGCGCAAUUUUUUUCUGGUCUGGCCAGCUCACAAACUAUGUAUUUCGAACGGGCAAAUAGCCUAGCAGCUAUGGCUUUUCUUGACGAACACUCGAAGCGUUUGCAGGACUUUAACACUUUGGACUUGCACUUUCUUUAUGUAAAGGAAGCUAUUCCAUCUCUAGAUGUUUUUCUGGAUAGAAAUAUAAAUCUUUUGCGCCUGAGCAACACAAAACAGUCUGAAUAUCUUCAGAUCAUCACUGGGAGAGGUAACAGGAGUGAAGGGGGAAUCUCCAGAAUAAAGCCGGCUGUGCAGGCUAGAUUGAAAAAGAGAAAUAUAAAAUUUGUUCCUCUCAACCCCGGACUAUUGAAAGUUAAAGUAACUAAAGCUUCAUGGGUAACCAGUGAAAUUCCAGUAUCAUGAGCAAAUGGAUGAGUGAAAACAUGUCAAUAAAUCAUGAUCGGCAAGGAUAAAAAUGUAAAUAACUUUGGUACAAAAUACAAAUGGUGCACACA
This is a messenger RNA of Phaedon cochleariae (mustard beetle), 3084 nucleotides long. The record is from the annotation of a GenBank genome assembly. Lineage: Eukaryota; Metazoa; Arthropoda; Insecta; Coleoptera; Chrysomelidae.